AUGUCGUCAUCAAUAUUAGUUACAACAUUGGCUAGCGUUCAAAGAGAAUUAAUUCGUUAUUGUUGUUCGAUAUGGCUCACAUUUGGUGUUCCAGGUUGUUUACUUAAUGUUAUUCUCCUGUCAAGACGACAGUUACGUGUAACAUCAUGCUGUAAUUACUUUUUAGGAGCAUCAUCAACACUUAUAAUAACUAUAAGUGUAAGUUCUUGUGCAUAUCUGUAUUCACUUAAUCAUCCAGAUCCGAUUACAAUAAUACGUGCAUUUUGUAAGGCACGUCUCUAUGUAUUGCAAACAACUAUGAUGAUGGGACGUUGGAUGAUAACUAUGGCUUGUGUUGAUCGAUAUGCAUUAAGUUCAAGAAACGCUAGUAUACGAAAAUUUGCGCAAGUACAUGUUGCGCGUCGUGUAAUUCCUAUUAUAGUUGUUGUUUGGCUUAUCUUACCUAUUCAUACACUAGUAUUCUAUGAGAUCCGUGAAGCUGCUGGUAUUUGUGCCAUUGUUAAUAAUUGGACAGCAGCACUCUAUCAUAGUAUUUAA
Rotaria sp. Silwood2 is the source of this 537-nucleotide messenger RNA. The record is from the annotation of a GenBank genome assembly. Lineage: Eukaryota; Metazoa; Rotifera; Eurotatoria; Philodinida; Philodinidae.